This is a messenger RNA of Arachis ipaensis, 2154 nucleotides long. RefSeq names its product tRNA (guanine(37)-N(1))-methyltransferase 2. Gene Ontology annotation, biological process: tRNA N1-guanine methylation. Gene Ontology annotation, molecular function: tRNA (guanine(37)-N1)-methyltransferase activity. NCBI's taxonomy places the organism in Eukaryota, Viridiplantae, Streptophyta, Magnoliopsida, Fabales, Fabaceae. Gene Ontology annotation, cellular component: cytoplasm. The record is from RefSeq and is a predicted model, not a curated record.
CCGUUUUUUUAAUUAAACAAGCACAAAACGUAAAAGCCCUAGAAUAGCCUCGGACUCCAUCUCUUCACGUCUCUACAGUUAUUCUUCGUCGUUUCUGCAGAGUCAUAGCGUCGCCGCCGCUGCUACAAGAGCUCUCGCCUCUUUUGUUCUCGCUGUGAAAGAUAAAGCUUGAUUUUAUUCUACCACUUAUAUUCAUCAAGCUUAAUCUUGGAACUGCACGAUGUUGUUGGAUGAGAGCGAGUUUGAUGUCCACUUGAAGCUUUGGGUGCUUCGAAUUCCUUGCCAACAUUGCAAACUCGCCACUCGAAUACUCAAUGGUUACAUGCUUGAUAAGCCCCGGGUCAAACCCAUCACUGAGGACCCGACAUGUUGUAAAAACCGUUACAUUAUUCUCUCCGAGAAAGUUCAGAACCAAGAUUUAUCUGAUAUUCCGAAGGAAAAGCUCGAUGAGCUUAAGGGCUUGUGUGAGAUUGAAGUUGUGCCCUACUCAUUAACACUAGGGUAUUCAUAUUGGAGUGCUGAUCAUGUGCUUAAGCAGAUACUGCCUGCUGGAGUUGAGGUUCCCUCAUCCUUUGAAACAAUAGGUCAAAUUGCCCAUUUAAACCUACACGAUGAAUUACUUCCCUACAAAGAUGUUAUUGCAAAGGUUAUUUUUGAUAAAAACUAUCCAAGAAUCAAAACCAUUGUUAAUAAAGUGGGAACCAUUACAAAUGAAUUUCGUGUUCCAGAAUUUGAAGUUUUAGCAGGAGAACAUGAUAUGGUUACAGAAGUGAAGCAAUAUGGUGCCACUUUUAAGCUUGAUUACAGUUUGGUUUAUUGGAAUUCUAGAUUGGAACAUGAACAUAAAAGAUUGGUUUCUCUGUUCCAACCUGGAGAGAUCAUUUGCGAUAUGUUUGCGGGUAUAGGUCCUUUUGCAAUUCCUGCAGCCCAAAAAGGAUGCCUAGUCUAUGCAAAUGAUUUGAAUCCAGAUAGCAUUCACUAUCUGAGGAUCAAUGCCAAAGUCAACAAGGUCGAAGAUCGCAUAUAUGCAUACAACACGGAUGCUAGAAAAUUCAUCUCCCAGCUGAUGGAGGUGCCAACUUCUGAUGUUAAAUUAGAAUGUAAUGUUCCAUGUCUGAAUACAUGUGAGUCAUGCAAUACAAAAGAUGAUGUUGAAACAAGUGCGGAAACUGCCUUGCUAAUUGUUGAUAGAAAGGGCAUAGGAGAUCGCAAUAACAACAGUUUAGAGGAUGUAGAAUGUCCAUCAAAGCAUGAUGAUACAUCUGUAACUUCUGCUAAGAGAUCUUCUAGUAGUUCCCAUGAAGAGAAUGGAAAGACUCAUGAAACUGAUAGCUUUGAAGGUGGCGGGAAAAGAGGAAGCCAAAACAAGAGAAUGAGAGGUUUCGAGUUCACUGACACAAAAACUUGGGAGCAUAUUGACCACGUAAUAAUGAACCUUCCAGCAUCAGCUGUUCAGUUUCUAGAUGCAUUUAGGGGAUUAAUCCAGAGGAAAUAUUGGAAAGGAAAUCUACCAUGGGUCCACUGCUAUUGCUUCAUUAGAGCAACUGAAACUCCAGAGACGAUAAUAGCUGUGGCAGAGUCUGCUUUGAGUGCCUGUAUACAAGACCCAAUAUUUCAUCGGGUUAGGGAUGUAGCUCCAAACAAGGCAAUGUUUUGUUUAAGCUUCAGGUUGCCAGAAGCAUGCUGUAGGGAAGAUGAUCAAUAACAAGAGCAUGUUUUCUUGAUGCUGCUGAAGAGAUAUUAGGUUUGAAUGAUUUAUUACUCUAGUUUUCUGGGUAUAACAGGGCCAUGCUUGUGUGUAGAUCGAUUCAAUUCCGUGCCAUGCUAUCUGACUCAGAAAAGCAUAGUUAAAAGUGAAAAAUCAGCAAAAAGAAUAGGUCACUCUUCACAUUGUUUCCUUUUCCUCUUUUCCCUCUUCACACACACACAGACACACACACACACACACACUAACUCUAGGGGCUUGUUGAUUCUUCUAGAAAGAAGUUCUUAGCUUGCCUAAUCAUAUGUUGUGAUGAAUUGGUGACUGUUUUUGAGCAAUGAUUAAAGCUGUAGAUAUUUCCCCAGUUAUAUGAGAGUUAGUAUUUUACAGCAUCCUACUUUAUGUUCUCAAGCUUUCCUUAGUGAUUGAUAAACAAUGUUGGGAUUUAAGUU